AGGAUGGGAGUGCGGGGCAAGCGCGCGGCGCCCAGGGUCACGGCCGCGGCUGAGUCUGCGGGGCGCGAAGCCAGCGCUCGGCGCUUUUAAAGCCCGGAUCGCGACGCGCUCGAGGCGCGGGCGGCGGCCGGAUGGAGAGGAAGGGCUUGGCGGCCCGAUCCUCGGGGAACCCUAGCCCGCCCGCGCUGGGUGAGGGACCGCGGCCCGUGCCUCCACCGUGUGUCCCGAGCGGCGGAGGAGCCACGGAGAGGGGUCAGGCUGGAGCGGCGGCCGAGCCGGCGGAGCUUAUCCGGCGCGCUCACGAGUUCAAGAGCCAAGGGGCGCAGUGCUACAAGGACAAGAAAUUCCGCGAAGCCAUCGGCAAAUACCACCGGGCGUUGCUGGAGCUGAAGGGAUUGCUGCCGCCACAAGGGGAGCGGGACGCACGGCCAGCCUCCCCGGCAGGGGUUCCCAAAUCCAGCCGCCUCUCGGAGGAGCAGAGCAAGACAGUUGAAGCCAUUGAGAUCGACUGUUACAACAGCCUGGCAGCCUGCCUGCUCCAGGCCGAGCUGGUAAAUUAUGAGCGAGUCAAGGAGUAUUGCCUCAAAGUCCUGAAGAAGGAAGGAGAGAACUUCAAAGCUCUUUACAGGUCUGGUGUGGCCUUCUAUCAUCUUGGGGACUAUGACAAAGCUCUCUACUACCUAAAAGAAGCAAGGACCCGACAACCCACAGACACCAAUGUGAUUCGGUACAUCCAGCUGACGGAGAUGAAGCUCAGCAGAUGUUCCCAAAGGGAGAAAGAAGCCAUGUAACAACGAAGCUUCUCUCGAGCCACACUCGUACCUGACCAGGGACUUCCAGGCACCGGUGGUGGAGAGUCCCGACGCGGGCUCUCUCCCUCUCUUCCCGGUUCUUCCUGUACUUCUCCUGUUGCUCAUUCUGUUGCUCCCCAACUCUUAUCCGUAAGAAGGCGAGAGGCGGUCUUGGACCUUCGUGGGCAGCCCAGACGUGGACUUGUCCUCUUCUCUAGAAGGUCAGCAAAUGGGACAGCUAGGGAAGUCUCAUGGACCGGGGAUGGCCCGGUGGCUUUGACUUGGCCCAGUGUUUCUGAGCCUGGCAGGUGUAUGGAGCCCACAGUCUGGACCCUUCUAUACCUUCCCAGUGGAUCAGAGCAUCUUGAGGCAACUGUGAUGAACGUGAGAAGCACCGGUCGAACUAAUGCUGAGAUUGUGAAUUUCCUUCUGCCCCCUCAGUCACCUGAGCGCCUGCCACCCCACCCCACCCCCGACUUGUCUAGGCUUGUACUUUCUUUUCUCCCACAGUGAGGUCAGGUCUUUGCCAGGAUUCACAUGCCUUUAAGGCCCACUCUCAGUGCCCUCUGGUGACCACACAUACCAUUCUCCCACCCCCAGCUAGCCGGCAGCUGUAACAGCAGAAGGGCAGGGUGAAAUGGGCCAAAGGUUGGGGGCAGAGCAGACUGAGUAGGUGACAGAGGAGGGAAAGAAAGUGUUGGGUGGACUGAGGAAUUAGGACUAAGUAAUGUAAAUAAAAACUAACUCACAGGCAUCCGUUCCUGUCAUUUCCGGUGGAAACAGUCCACUCCCUUACUUCUGUUCCCUCCGUGUCCCUCAGGCAGAGUGGCCUACAGCUUCCGGUGAAGCCAGGGAGGGACACUUAGACCAAGACUAUAUGCAUCAGGUUGGCCACAGCCUCUGUGCUUUGUGGAGUGGGUUGGGAUUGUGGAAACUGCCCCAGGACUUGGCUUUGUGGGAAUUUGUACACCCACCUCCCUUUUUGACAAAAUUAUCUGAACUCAAUAUCUAGUGCAUAAGGAAUUUUUGUCGAAUGGGUACAUUUCGACCGCAGACUGACUCUCCUGCCUUAAACCAAUCGGGUCCCAGCCUGGUCUCCUGACACAUAUGCUUUUUACGCUAUGCGACACUGAAACAUUUCCCGAGGGCUCACCGGUCCCCCACCAUAGUGCAAUAUAGGACAGAGUCCCAGUCUUCACAAAGAUAGGGAAGCUGGGAAAUCCAUAUGAAAUUAUUACCAAUGACACCGUUAAUAUAUAUGAUGCUUAAACCUUUUCAAGGCACUUUCAUGUAUUUUUUCGUGUGACUUAGUGAGACACUAUUAUAUAAAAUUAAAAUAUAUACAAAUGCAAUAAUGUUAAUAGGAUUUAUUAAAUGCACUAUCUUCAGAUCAUUACACGGACAAUCUCAUUUCUUUCAUAUACUCACUCUUGGGAUAUUAUUCCCAGGUGAUGGAGAAGCCAGGAAAAUUAACGUUCUUGAGGUUGCAUGGCCUUACAGGACAUGACUAAGACGGAACCAGAUCUGACUAGUUCCAGAGCUUUGGCUACUAUCUUAUGCUUAGCUGCCUCUCUGUUGAACAGUUACACUGUUUGAGAGCAGAACAAUUUCCAUAAAGUUGAAACAUGAUUCACACAUCAAUCCUCCCACCCCCUUAUAUUUACAUAGGCAAGACAGAAAGAGACCAGAAGCCAGAAUCCCUAGUGGCUUGAGCAAUGACCCCCCCCCCCAGGAAAAAGACAAUAGGCCUGGCAAUUACAUCUGUGUGCUGGUCGUUCUAUUUGCUGAUGGAGCAGCAUGAAUCUGAACAACCCACCUGGCCUUCCUCACUGAAUGGCCAGCAGUGAGAAAGGAUCACAAAUAUGGGUGGAGACUAAAAGGAAACACAAAGUUAAUUUAUGUGUUAUUUGUUCAAGUCAUUGCUUUGCCAGUUGCAAGAUCCAUUCACUGCUGAAGGACCCAGAAGCCAGCAGCCCAGCUCAUAUCCACACAGCUCCCCCAAACACUCCCAGUGUAUGUAUGUGGGGUGCUGCAGGAAGGUGCUAGAAAUAUCCAGAGUCCCACCGUGGCUCUGGAGAAGACGAAAAGGAAAAAGCCAUCCCAGUACCACUUAACCUGACUUUGAACAUAUUCUGUCUUCUUCCUCCAAGAUGGCUUCUCCUGACCCCAACCCCAGACCCCUCUCAGCCCUGGCAUAUGCCUGCGCCCAUCCCCCCAGCCCUCAGUGCCAUCCCCAAGCUCAGAGGUCAUAAGCUGACAAACUGUUAAGAUCUGAAGGACGAAAAUGAGGUCAGAGGUGGUUUACAGAGUGAGUUUAAACUGGCAGGCGCCUCCUUUGCUCUUCAAUGCAUUAGGAAUGGUUUUGGUACUGAUUUCCAAUGGGGAGGAGGGAGAGAACACUUGCUUGGAUGAAUGUGUCGGGGGAAGGGCUAUAUUCAUAGGAAUAAAACCAUUGCCAGCCCAAAGAGAAUGUUUGAAAAAGCACAAUGAGUGACUCAGAUACAGACACUCGUGGGAACUCCAUUCACUGUGACCCAGACUUAAAUGACCCACCCACCC
Molecule: messenger RNA, 3350 nt
Organism: Mus pahari (shrew mouse)
Lineage: Eukaryota; Metazoa; Chordata; Mammalia; Rodentia; Muridae
Gene: Ttc9
Product: tetratricopeptide repeat domain 9
Exons: 3
Coding region: 132-791 (219 amino acids)
Molecular function (GO): protein binding
Source: RefSeq, a predicted model, not a curated record